AUGGAGCAGAAGAAUGAAAAUUCAACUGACUUUAUCCUCCUGUGGCUCUUCCCCUGCUUCAGGUAUCCCUACCUCCUCAUUCUCCUCUUUCUUUUCAUCUACAUUAUUGCCUUUAUGGGAAAGUCCAUACUAAUCCUCCUCAUCUGGCUGGACUCUCACCUCCACACCCCCAUGUACUUCCUGCUCAGUCAGCUUUCCUUCAUUGACUUGGCUUAUAUCUCCAGCACAGUCCCCAAAAUGGUUACUAACUAUUACACAGGGAAGAAGAGCAUUUCCUGUUUUGCUUGUGCCACUCAGCUUCUUUACUUCCUCACCCUUGGUCUUGCUGAGUGCAUCCUGCUGAUCCUAAUGGCCUAUCAUCACUAUGUGGCUGUCUGUAACACCCUGAGAUACAAAAUUCUCAUGAACCCCAAGGUCUGUCUGAAGAUGGCUUCUGGAGACUGGAGUGGGGGAGCCCUUACAGCCCUUGUACACACCAUCUACCCAAUGAAUUUCCCAAUCUGUGGUUCCAGGGAAAUUAAUCAUUACUUUUGUGAGAUGCCUGCCAUCCUGAGGAUGUCUUGUGUGUACAUACCAGCCUAUGAGAUGGUAAAAUUUGUAUCAACAAUUGUGUUUCUUCUCCUGAUCCCAUUUUUUCUUAGUAUGGUCUCCUACACUCUUAUCUUCCUUAGUGAUCUGAGGAUGAAUUCUCCGAAAGGCAGUAACAAAGCCCUGGCCACCUGCUUCUCCCACCUGACAGUGGUGAGUCUCUUUAUUUAUAUGACACCCACUUCUUCUCACACACCUGAACAAGAUCAAAAUGCAGCUGUGCUUGGCACCAUCAUGACCCCCAUACACAAUCCACUCAUCUACAGCUUGAGGAACAAAGAAGUGGUGGGGGCUCUGAGGAAGUGCAUGGAAAGAUGUGGCAAUUGA
Molecule: messenger RNA, 915 nt
Organism: Mustela erminea (ermine)
Lineage: Eukaryota; Metazoa; Chordata; Mammalia; Carnivora; Mustelidae
Product: olfactory receptor 2T2-like
Exons: 1
Coding region: 1-915 (304 amino acids)
Biological process (GO): G protein-coupled receptor signaling pathway
Cellular component (GO): membrane
Molecular function (GO): olfactory receptor activity; G protein-coupled receptor activity
Source: RefSeq, a predicted model, not a curated record